CCGGUACCACCACCGAAGGAGUGGAAGACCAAGAAACCUUGAAGACCGGUACAGUUAUCGGCGAGCUUACGGAUACGGUCAAGGACAGAGUCGACGAGCUCCUUACCAACAGUGUAGUGACCACGAGCGUAGUUGUUAGCAGCAUCUUCCUUACCAGUGAUCAAUUGUUCUAAAAAGAGAGAAUGUAAGAAAACAUGUUUAUCAAUUUAAAAAAAAAAAGACUUACCAGGAUGGAAGAGUUGUCUGUAAGCACCAGUACGGACUUCAUCAACAACAGUGGGUUCCAAAUCGACCAUGACAGUACGAGGAACAUGCUUACCAGAGCUGGUUUCACUGAAGAAAGUGUCAAAGGAGUUAUCACCAGUUUGGUUUUCUUGGGGAAUGUGACCAUCAGGUUGAAUACCGUGUUCAAGACAGUAAAGUUCCCAACAGGCGUUACCAAUUUGGACACCAGCUUGACCAACGUGAACGGAAAUAACUUCUCUCAUUUUAGAUUAUUCUUGUAUAGGGUGUGUUUAAAGUUGUGUUAUUCAAAAGUUAAGGGAGAAUAAACAACCAAAAGAAAAAGAUAAAGAAAAAGAAGACUGUGAAAAGAAAGGAGAAUUAUU
Molecule: messenger RNA, 608 nt
Organism: Gilbertella persicaria
Lineage: Eukaryota; Fungi; Mucoromycota; Mucoromycetes; Mucorales; Choanephoraceae
Exons: 1
Coding region: 195-551 (118 amino acids)
Source: RefSeq, a predicted model, not a curated record